This is a messenger RNA of Rhodamnia argentea, 1339 nucleotides long. RefSeq names its product putative NAC domain-containing protein 94. Gene Ontology annotation, biological process: regulation of DNA-templated transcription. NCBI's taxonomy places the organism in Eukaryota, Viridiplantae, Streptophyta, Magnoliopsida, Myrtales, Myrtaceae. Gene Ontology annotation, molecular function: DNA binding. The transcript has 3 exons. The coding region runs from base 146 to 1339 and encodes 397 amino acids. The record is from RefSeq and is a predicted model, not a curated record.
UCCCCUCUUCAAACUUCACAGUCUCUCUCCAUCUCUCUCUGUGUCAUUUUACUCUAGCUAGGGUUUUAGAUCAAGUGGUUAUAAGUGAAAGACAGUAGUACAUUUUAGUUUCUCUGCGCGUGUGUGCUUCAAGAAAAGAGAGUGCAUGAGUUCUUUAAUGGAAGAGAGAGUUGAUCGUGAGAUAUCAAUGGAUGAAGUGAUGCUUCCAGGGUUUAGGUUUCAUCCAACGGACGAAGAGCUUGUAGGGUUUUACCUCAGGAGGAAGAUCCAACACCGGCCUCUUAGCAUCGAGCUCAUUCGGCAGCUCGACAUUUACAAAUAUGAUCCAUGGGAUCUCCCUAAGUUGGCGACUACAGGAGAGAAAGAGUGGUACUUCUACUGCCCGAGGGACCGGAAGUACCGGAACAGCGCGAGGCCGAACCGGGUAACUGGGGCUGGUUUUUGGAAAGCCACCGGGACGGACCGGCCGAUCUACUCAUCGGAAGGGUCCAAGUGCAUAGGGCUGAAGAAGUCCCUGGUCUUCUACAAAGGUAGAGCUGCCAAGGGCGUCAAGACCGACUGGAUGAUGCACGAGUUUCGCCUCCCUUCUCUUAUCGACUUGUCGUCGCAAAACAUUCCCGCCCAUGACUCGUGGGCGAUAUGCAGGAUUUUCAAGAAAACGAACUCGAACUCCCAAAGAUCUCUUGCUUACUCUUAUGUCUCUCCAAUGUUACCAUCUGAAACCCCUGCCUCAGAAACAGCAAACUCGCUCAUUCACUCUCAACUAAGCCCAGACACUGCUUCCUUCUCACCAUCCCCAACCAAAACUAACUCCUCCUUUCACAGUCCUCCUAACAAUCUCACUCCCAUCUUGGACUCACCAUCACUAGUCCCAUGGAGUAAUCUAGACUUUGCCAUCAUCUCAUCGAGCAUCGACCCGAACCCUAGUCACUUCCUCUUCCCGCAUCUCCAAGAGACGACCGUCUCGGAUAUCUCCUCCAUUCUUCAGAACACGCCGUCCUCUGCCUUCGGAGACGUUUUUAGGAGCUUCGAGUGUGAUUUAAACGGCCAUCAAGAACGGUUCAGCGACGGCUUCUCACUACUGACCCUACCGAUCGGAACGCAAGCGAACGAUGCGAUCGUCAGUGGCGGUGGCAGGGGGGAAGAAGAAGCGUCUUCUUUGUUGCCGAGGAACCCGAGCCACGAUGAUGAGCCGUGGGAGGCGGUCGGGUCCGGCGGUUCUCCCUACGGUCCGGGCAAUUAUUGGAACGUGGGGGAUGCAUGGAAGUCAAACUCGGUGUGGGAUGCAACAAGUGAUUUGUCAACGUAUUAUUAUCCUACCACCAAGUGCUUCACCUAA